Messenger RNA from Asterias rubens (European starfish), 3759 nucleotides. RefSeq names its product phosphatidylinositol 4,5-bisphosphate 3-kinase catalytic subunit beta isoform-like. Lineage: Eukaryota; Metazoa; Echinodermata; Asteroidea; Forcipulatida; Asteriidae. Gene Ontology annotation, biological process: phosphatidylinositol 3-kinase/protein kinase B signal transduction; phosphatidylinositol-3-phosphate biosynthetic process; cell migration. Gene Ontology annotation, cellular component: phosphatidylinositol 3-kinase complex; cytoplasm; plasma membrane. Gene Ontology annotation, molecular function: 1-phosphatidylinositol-3-kinase activity; 1-phosphatidylinositol-4-phosphate 3-kinase activity. The transcript has 18 exons. Bases 272 to 3439 code for a protein of 1055 amino acids. The record is from RefSeq and is a predicted model, not a curated record.
UCCGCUAGCUCGAAGUCAACAUCGGAAAUUAUCCCUCACCAAAUGUUGUAAUCUUUUCGGAAACCUUUUGCAAAUGACAGUUUGAGAAGUGAGGUAUGCGUAUCAUUGAUUGUAUUUCGAGCUACUCUUUGUGGUGAAAUCAGCUGAAAGGAUGGGAUUCAAAGUCGAUUACGGGCGAGCUGUUCAGGCCUAACAUCAUCGGUUCAAGUCUCCUUGUUGACAGUUUGAAUCUUACCGGCACAUUACCAUAGCAACAACGCCAACAACCACGAUGCCUCCCUCGGUUUAUGACCUUUGGAGCGAAGAGGAGGUGACUACUGAGAUUGAGAUUACGUGUUUUCUACCGAACUCCAUCGUUAUUCCGCUGAAGUGUAAACGAGACGCAACCAUCACAUCAAUCAAAAGGGAUCUAUGGAAGCUCGCGGAGACUUACCCUCUUUACGGCAGCCUCCUCGACCUCAACUACUACAUCUUCCAGUGUAUCAACCAAAGUGCUGAGCAAGAGGAACUUCUGGAUGGAAAUCGAAAACUCUGUGACGUCAAGCCGUUCUGGCCCAUGCUUAGGGUCAUCCGUAAAGCAAGCGACGUUGAAGAGAAGGUGUUGAACUCCAAGAUCGGGCUGCUCAUUGGCAAAAGUUUGCAUGAAUGGGACAUGAUGAAAAACCCAGAGGUGGAUGAUUUCCGUCGUAACAAUCGACGGAUGUGUAUGACGAUCCAAAGACAACGAGCCUCCUGGGAGUGGGAGAGAAAAGCCCUGUAUCUCUAUCCGCCUCAAGUCAGUGCCUCCAGCGAGUUGCCUGAACACAUCUCCAAAAUCUUCAAAAAGAACAACAGUGCGUUUUAUGCUGAUAUUACCUUCGUCUCCAGUAAGGCCAAGCAGAAGUCUGUCCUCCCAGUUAGCUGUCAUGAUUACCCGUCCGAUCUCAUCAAGCGAGCCGUCAGGAAGGUCCAUCAGCAAGGCAUCGCUGAGGAUCAGUAUGUCAUCAAAGUGAGAGGGCGAGAAGACUUCCUAAUGGGCAACUAUCCUCUUAGUCAAUUUAUUUACAUCAGACAGUGUGUUAGUAAGGACAUAAGACCCGAGUUGCUCCUUCUCCAGAAGUCCGAGAUGAAAGUUGAGGAGAUGUUCAUCGAUCCGAUGCUCAACGCCCUCCUCCAGAAAGAGGAAGAGUCUCCAGUCAUUCCGGCCAAGAAGGGGAAGACGCUGAGCUGGGACAUCCACAAGGAGAAGAUCAGGGUGACCUUUCAUGGUGCUUUUAACGUCAACUUUGUUGAAAAAGCUGGGCUGCGUGUCCGUGCCGGGGUCUACCAUGGCGGUGAAGAGCUCUGUGAGAAGUUUUUCUCCAAGGAGGCAGAAGCGCCGGACCCGGUGUGGAACGAAGAGUUCUGCGCCGAUAUUGAAGUCAGUAACUUACCCCGUAUGGCCCGGCUCUGCAUCCUCAUCUGUUCUCUCAAUAAGAAACUCGCAAAGAACCUGUCUGAGAAGGAGAAGGCGAAACGGCUUAAAUAUCAGAAGAAGGAACUGAUACCCCUAGCGUGGGUCAACACAACGUUCUUCAACUACCAGAACAAUCUCCAAGCGGGCCGGAUCAAGUUCUACAUGUGGCCUGCGUCAGAGGACGUUGAUCUGAAUCCCCUUGGGUGUGUGGGUUCGAAUCCAAACCAUGAAGAUACAACGAUGAUCGAGGUUUCCUUCAGUACGUACAAGGCGGCACAAAGAGGGACCGUGUCCUAUCCACCUUUCGAUACGGUCUUGGAGAGGGCGGCCAUGAUUGCCAAGAAAGAAGAAAGGAAUUUUACGCACGAGUCAAUAAAUGACCAAAAGCUGGAACAGCUUCGCAAUAUGGUGGAGAAGGAGCCUCUGGAACCUCUGAGUGAACAGGAAAAUGAAGAUCUCUGGGCGGCCAGGCAAGAUUGUCGGGAUCACAUCCCGCAUUCACUACCCCGCCUGCUGACGUGUGUACGAUGGUCCGAUAAGGACUGCGUCGCUCAGAUGCAAGCUUUACUUCAGAUCUGGCCUGAGUUGAAGCCCGAGGAAGCAAUGGAACUAUUGGACUACAGAUACCCAGAUUUGUCCGUCAGGAAGUUUGCUGUAGAAUGCCUCAGCAACCUACACGAUUCCCAACUUUCACAGUAUCUCCUGCAACUCGUUCAAGCCCUGAAGUACGAAACACAUCUUGACUGUGAGUUGGGACAGUUCCUACUCAGGAGGGCAUUAGCCAAUCAGAGGAUAGGACACUUCUUGUUCUGGCAUCUCAGGGCUGAGAUGCACCAGGCAGCUGUAACGACAAGGUUUGGUUUAAUGCUGGAGGCAUACUGUCGAGGUAGCAUUGCACACAUGGCGGCUUUAAUCAGACAGGUGGAAAGCCUGAACAAGAUGCGGACAGUCAAUGAGCUGAUUAAGACCAAACACGCCAAAUCGCAGACCAAUUUUGACUUACUGACCAACAUGAGAGAGAUCUUAAACCAGGAGUCUUAUCAUGAAGCCAUGUCUAACUUCCUAUCACCUCUGUCUCCAUCGUACAAACUCAAGGGACUACGACUCAAGAAGUGUAAGUUCAUUUCGUCCAAGAUGCGCCCUCUAUGGUUGGUUUUUGAAAACAAUGAUCCAAUGGGAGACGACAUCUAUAUCAUCUUCAAGAAUGGAGACGAUCUCCGCCAGGACAUGUUGACGCUUCAAGUUAUGCAAAUCAUGGACAAUAUCUGGCAAGAGGAAGGGCUUGACCUCAGGUUGAUUCCUUACAAGACCCUAGCGACAGGGAACAAAGUCGGAAUGAUCCAAGUCGUGACAGAGGCUGAAACAAUCGCAAAGAUACAAAAGGAACACAUUGGUGCUACCAAAUUCAGCGCAGCGUUCCGCAAGGGGGCGCUGUUUGAAUGGCUGAAGAAACAAAACCCUACAGAGGCUCAAUUCACACAUGCCAUUGAGGACUUCACGCUUUCCUGUGCUGGUUACUGUGUGGCUACAUAUGUGCUGGGCAUCGGCGACAGACAUAACGAUAAUAUCAUGAUCAAGAAAACAGGCCAGCUUUUCCACAUUGACUUUGGUCACUUCUUGGGAAACUACAAGCGUAAGUUUGGCUUCAAACGAGAGCGUGUCCCCUUCGUGCUGGUCCACGACUUUGUACACGUCAUUACGCGCGGGAAAGGCAACAACACUACGACGGAGUUUGAAACUUUCCGGAAGUGUUGCGAGGAUGCGUUCAUGAUCUUACGCCAGCGUGGCAACCUCCUCAUCAACCUCUUUGCCAUGAUGUUAUCAAGCGGAAUUCCCGAGCUGUCCGAUGAGACAAUCAAGUACCUACGAGACACCCUCGUCUUAGAUCGCAGCGAUGACGAGGCACUGAAACACUUCAAAGGGAAGUUCAACGAGGCACUUAAGAACAGCUGGAAGACGAGUAUAGACUGGAUGGCUCAUAUCAUCGCACACGCUAGGGACUAGUUAGAAUACUCGGCCCUUGAGUACCUCCGAGUACAAUUUCAUGAGUACAUUUUUUAAGGAAUAACAUGAGUACAGAGCAAAAUUAGUGCAAGAACAUAGAGUUUAGACUAGUCCUAUCUCCAGUUAGGACGAGUUACUCGUCCGAGUAUAGCUUGGUGGCUCAUAUCAUCGCACAUGCUAGGGACUAGUUCGAAUACUUGACCCUUGAGUACCUCCGAGUACAUUUUCAUGAGCACAUUUUUAUAAGGUCUGAUACUUCACGGAGGCAACCGAAGGCGAUUGCCUCGAUGCCCCCUGGUCAUUGCCUAGGUGCCCUUGAA